Molecule: messenger RNA, 327 nt
Organism: Pieris macdunnoughi
Lineage: Eukaryota; Metazoa; Arthropoda; Insecta; Lepidoptera; Pieridae
Source: the annotation of a GenBank genome assembly
AUGGAGGACGCUUUUAAGAAAUUACAAAGUGACAGUCAAAACAGUGUUGAUAAUCUCAUAAAAUGGAUGAAGAAUUCCAAAAUCAUCGACGGCGUGAAAGUAACAGAAGAAAAGGCACGUAAGCUAUUUGCCGAUGUUGCUGACGUUAAAAAUGUGGAGUUGUCAAAAUUCCAAGCGGCCAUAAGCAAACUCGCUACAGAGCAGCAGAAGAAUGUUGAUGUUUUCAUGAAGACGUUGGCAGAUGAGGGACCAAAGUUUUUGGAGGGAGCUGUCAACGCUGCCAGCGCUGCUGCUAGUGUUUUGAAAGAUGCUUUGAAACCUAAAUGA